This is a messenger RNA of Clarias gariepinus (North African catfish), 2512 nucleotides long. It is a transcript of the gene abcf2b, whose product is annotated as ATP-binding cassette, sub-family F (GCN20), member 2b. Bases 134 to 1966 code for a protein of 610 amino acids. The transcript is spliced from 15 exons. Gene Ontology annotation, molecular function: ATP binding; ATP hydrolysis activity. NCBI's taxonomy places the organism in Eukaryota, Metazoa, Chordata, Actinopteri, Siluriformes, Clariidae. The record is from RefSeq and is a predicted model, not a curated record.
CAAACAUGGAAAAGGUUUGAGCCCUUUAUUUCAGUAAAGGAAAACUCUAAUGUUAAAGCAUGAAGAGACACCCUAAAUAAUUUUGUACUUCCAACAUUUGUGAAAGAAGCACAUCCCACAGAGCUCUGAAGUCAUGCCCUCAGACCUUGCCAAGAAGAAGGCUGCCAAGAAGAAAGAGGCAGCCAAAGCUCGUCAGCGUGUCAAAAAGCAGGAAGAGAUCGAGCAGUCCGAGGAAAAUGGAGCGGUUCCAAAUGGAGAGACAAAUGGAGAUGUUUCUGCUCUGACUAAAGAGCUAGAUGAGCUUGAGCUAAACAAGAUAGAGUCUUGGGCAGUUACAGGUGUCUUGGCAUCGCACCCCAACAGUACAGACGUUAACAUUAGCAGUCUUUCACUCACUUUCCAUGGACAGGAGCUGCUGAGCGACACGAGCCUGGAACUGAACUCAGGCAGACGUUACGGUCUCAUUGGCCUCAAUGGCACAGGUAAAUCUAUGCUCCUCUCUGCUAUCGGCCAUCGAGAGGUUCCCAUCCCCGAGCACAUAGACAUUUACCAUCUGACACGUGAAAUGGCUCCCAGUGAGAAGACAGCGCUACAGUGUGUGAUGGAGGUGGAUGCAGAGCGGAUCCAGCUGGAGAAGGAGGCAGAAAGACUUGCCCAUGAGGACUCAGAGUGCGAAAAGCUGAUGGAGAUCUACGAGCGCUUGGAAGAGCUGGAUGCAGACAAAGCAGAGGUUCGAGCUUCACGCAUUCUCUUCGGCCUGGGGUUUACUCCAGCCAUGCAGCACAAAAAGCUUAAAGACUUCAGCGGUGGUUGGAGAAUGCGUGUCUCGUUGGCCAGAGCACUGUUCAUUAAACCUUUCAUGCUGUUACUGGAUGAACCCACUAACCACCUUGACCUGGAUGCCUGCGUGUGGCUGGAGGAGGAACUCAAAUCGUUUAAGCGAAUUCUUGUACUCAUCUCACACUCUCAAGAUUUCCUAAACGGUGUUUGCACCAACAUCAUACAUCUACACCACAGGAAACUCAGAUAUUACACAGGCAAUUACGACCAGUAUGUGAAAACCAGGGAAGAGCUUGAGGAGAACCAGAUGAAACGCUACAACUGGGAGCAGAACCAGAUAGCACACAUGAAGAACUAUAUUGCUCGAUUUGGUCACGGCUCGGCUAAGCUCGCUCGUCAGGCACAGAGCAAAGAGAAGACGUUGCAGAAGAUGGUUUCCUCAGGCCUGACCUCCCGUGUAGUUACAGAUAAGACUCUGUCAUUUUAUUUUCCUCCUUGUGGGAAAAUUCCACCUCCUGUCAUCAUGGUUCAGAACGUCAGUUUCAAAUAUUCAGACAACGCGCCAUAUAUUUAUAAAAACCUGGAGUUUGGCAUUGACCUGGAUACGCGAGUGGCUCUAGUGGGCCCUAAUGGAGCGGGAAAGUCCACACUACUGAAACUGCUGAUGGGAGAGCUCCUCCCAACUGAUGGCAUGAUCAGGAAACACUCACAUGUGAAGAUCGGCAGGUAUCACCAGCAUCUGACUGAACAGCUGGAGUUGGACCUGUCUCCUCUGGAGUACAUGAUGAAGUGCUACCCAGAGAUUAAAGAAAAGGAAGAGAUGAGAAAGAUCAUCGGACGGUACGGUCUGACGGGUAAACAGCAGGUGAGUCCCAUCAGAAAUCUGUCAGACGGUCAAAAGUGUCGGGUGUGCUUCGCCUGGCUGGCAUGGCAGAACCCCCACAUGCUCUUCCUGGACGAGCCUACCAAUCACCUGGACAUCGAGACCAUCGACGCCCUGGCAGAAGCCAUAAACGAGUUUGAGGGAGGGAUGAUGCUGGUCAGCCACGACUUCAGACUUAUCCAGCAGGUGGCUCAGGAAAUUUGGGUGUGUGAGAACCAGACCAUCACUAAAUGGAACGGAGACAUCUUGGCGUAUAAGGAGCACUUGAAGUCAAAAAUUGAUAAACAGACUCAUGAUGUUUGAAGGUCUCAAUUGCAUCAUGGAUAGAUUACUUAGCCGGCUCGUCUUACUGUAAUGCAUGUGAUCUGAGAACAUUUCCCAUAGGAGUUCCCCAAAAUUUUGGAAUGGAUUGUGAAUUGCAUUUCAGUAUUUCCUGGCAUCACACGAUCGCACACGCAUUCUCUUAUCUUUGGAAAAAACUUCACACACACUGAUUAUAGUCAAAAUCCGUUGGAUUUGUUUUUAUUUAAGAAUAUAAAUGCAAUAAUGUUGAAUUAAUAAAUCUUUUAUGAAAAUUGUAGGCUAGGACUUGUAUAAUCACAUGAUUUUAAAGUAAUAACUUAAAAACACCCCAACAAAGCAGUGUUUAAUGAAAUUAGCUUUUAAAUGGUGACAAACAGGUGCAGUUUGAGGUAACAAAAGGCCAACAAGGAGGCAAGCAAAAUCUGAUAGUGAAGCAAUUAAAGAAAUGAAGUAUGAAACCUUUGGGGGAGGGGGGAUUUUGAAAUAAAAAUUGCAAUAUUAUUUCCUGUAUAACCCAGGUAUGAAGACUGCCAGCAUUCACCGGUG